GAGAGAGAGAGAGAACAGGUUUGAGCAGCAGUCUGACUGAAACACUCUCAGUGUCUUUAGACCGGAUCAGAGGAUCAGAUCGGAGCUGGAGGAGGAAACGACUCGAUACUUUGUUUCUUUUGGUGGAUUAAUAUCUGGAGACAUUUGAUCCAGCUGGUGGUUGAGUCUCCUCUGCGCGCUGAGGACCUGGAGGACCUGGAGGACCUGGAGGACACAGAGGAGACAGACUGAGACAUCCAGCUGGAAGAAGAGACGCCAACAAAGAGCGUUCAAGGAAGUCUCAGCUGAGAGACCGGGAGUUAGAGAGAGAAAGUGUCUCCUCCUGCAGCGGGGACAUGGUCUCCUGCAGCAGGGACAUGGUCCUCCGGUCCGGUCUCACUCUGCUGGUCUCCAGUCUGCUGCUGGUGAACGGACAGUACGGUGGAGGUGGAGGAGACCGGGGAGGCGUGUCGGUACCGGAGCACGGGUUCUGCCAGCCCAUCUCCAUCCCGCUGUGCACGGACAUCGCCUACAACCAGACCAUCAUGCCCAACCUGCUGGGCCACACCAACCAGGAGGACGCGGGUCUGGAGGUGCACCAGUUCUACCCGCUGGUGAAGGUCCAGUGCAGUCCGGACCUCAAGUUCUUCCUGUGCUCCAUGUACGCGCCCGUGUGCACGGUGCUGGAGCAGGCUCUGCCUCCGUGCAGGUCUCUGUGCGAGCGUGCACGGCAGGGCUGCGAGGCGCUCAUGAACAAGUUCGGGUUCCAGUGGCCGGACUCGCUGGCCUGUGAGACCUUCCCGGUGCACGGUGCCGGAGAGCUGUGCGUGGGCCAGAACAUGUCUGAUAGAACCGAGCCGGAACCAGCAUCGGGACCGGGCGGGUACACCACCGAGCGAGCGGUUCCGGAUCCCGUGAGCGGUCAGUUCCGGUGCCCGUCGUCGCUCCGGGUUCCUCCCUAUCUGAACUACCGGUUCCUGGGUCAGGAGAACUGCGGAGCGCCGUGCGAACCCAAAAGGUCUCACGGGAUGAUGUACUUCAGCGAGGAGGAGCUCAGGUUCUCCAGGAUCUGGAUCGGGAUCUGGUCCGUGCUUUGUUGCGCGUCCACGCUGUUCACCGUUCUGACCUACCUGGUGGACAUGAAGCGCUUCAGCUACCCGGAGCGUCCCAUCGUCUUCCUGUCCGGCUGCUACACCAUGGUGUCCGUCGCCUACAUCGCCGGGUUCCUCCUGGAGGACAAGGUGGUCUGCAACGACCGCUUCGACAACGACAUCCGGACCGUGGUGCAGGGCACCAAGAAGGAGGGCUGCACCAUCCUCUUCAUGAUGCUCUACUUCUUCAGCAUGGCGAGUUCGAUCUGGUGGGUCAUCCUGGCGCUCACCUGGUUCCUGGCGGCGGGGAUGAAAUGGGGCCACGAGGCCAUCGAGGCCAACUCGCAGUACUUCCACCUGGCGGCGUGGGCCGUGCCCGCAAUCAAGACCAUCACCAUCCUGGCCGUGGGACAGGUGGACGGAGACGUGUUGAGCGGGGUUUGCUUUGUCGGCGUCAACAGCGUGGACGCCCUGCGUGGCUUCGUCUUGGCGCCGCUGUUCGUCUACCUGUUCAUCGGGACGUCCUUCCUGCUGGCGGGCUUCGUGUCGCUGUUUCGCAUCCGAACCAUCAUGAAGCACGACGGCACCAAGACGGAGAAGCUGGAGAAGCUGAUGGUGCGGAUCGGGAUCUUCAGCGUGCUGUACACCGUGCCGGCCACCAUCGUCAUCGCCUGCUACUUCUACGAGCAGGCCUUCCGGGAGCAGUGGGAGCGGACGUGGAUCGGCCAGACGUGCAAGACGUACGCCGUGCCGUGUCCCGUCCAGAACCACCCCAACAUGAGUCCCGACUUCACCGUCUUCAUGAUAAAGUACCUCAUGACGCUCAUCGUGGGCAUCACCUCCGGUUUCUGGAUCUGGUCUGGGAAGACCCUGAACUCGUGGAGGAGGUUUUACACGAGACUGGCUAACAGUAAACAGGGUGAGACCACGGUCUAACGUGGUUUAACCCCGUCCCCCCAACACACAGACUCCUUAGUGACAAACUGAAUGAUAAUCCACUUUUCAUUAUUUUCUUUUGAUUUUUCUCGGACUGACGGAAGAUACUUUUGUAAUGUACAUAUGACAUUUGUGAGAUUUUUGUAAGUAUAUAUUUGUAUUUAAAGAUUUAAAAAAAAAAUCCUUUUUAAAAAAAAAAACACUAAUUUUUUCGUACUUUGGACAUAAUGGAAUUGUACUUUAAUCAUCACAAAGAGCCAGCUGACCAUCA
This is a messenger RNA of Sebastes umbrosus (honeycomb rockfish), 2277 nucleotides long. It is a transcript of the gene fzd1, whose product is annotated as frizzled class receptor 1. Gene Ontology annotation, molecular function: Wnt-protein binding; Wnt receptor activity. Gene Ontology annotation, biological process: non-canonical Wnt signaling pathway; canonical Wnt signaling pathway. The coding region runs from base 336 to 2006 and encodes 556 amino acids. The transcript has a single exon. The record is from RefSeq and is a predicted model, not a curated record. Lineage: Eukaryota; Metazoa; Chordata; Actinopteri; Perciformes; Sebastidae. Gene Ontology annotation, cellular component: plasma membrane.